This is a messenger RNA of Guyanagaster necrorhizus, 1151 nucleotides long. RefSeq lists its product as uncharacterized. The record is from RefSeq and is a predicted model, not a curated record. The transcript has 2 exons. Bases 381 to 1013 code for a protein of 210 amino acids. NCBI's taxonomy places the organism in Eukaryota, Fungi, Basidiomycota, Agaricomycetes, Agaricales, Physalacriaceae.
GAAUCAAAUACUGGUUCUCCUCGUUGGUUUCGUCGAUGCUGUCUACUGCAGACUUGAGCCUGUCGAUGCUUGCUAUUGUUUCCUUCCCUACAAGCAGAAAUAGACCGAUAAGGCUGAAACACGUGCGCCAAUCAUUCGCCACAGCUUUUGUGCAGCUGCUUCGUCAGAUUAUAGUCGGUCCGCGUUAUCAUGUUGAGUGGCCUCAGGUGUUGAAGAAGGAGUUAACAUUGGCGUUGAAUCAUGGGCAUGAAUCUGUUGGAAUCUGAUGCAGGAAUCGGUCGUUCCCAUUGAAUUCUUUGAUGAAGCGAUACGUGAAACUUUGGACGCCAUUUUUUCUCUUUGUCCAAGGAAGCCAGGCAUGCCACUUUUCAUCGUGAUCGAUGAGGAAAAUCUCCCUUGCCGAUGGCGGUGGAUACACUUUUUUAGAUGCGUUUUGGGGUGGCCGACCCAUUCUUCACGAGAUGUUGAUGGUUUGGCAGCAUCACUUGAAGGCUUAUGAUUUCACUCUGAUUGUGGCUGGGACCGAAAUUCCGCGAAAGCAUUUCCAAGGCGAUCAGUGGAGCUACUACCAGUGGACUUCAGAUGCUGGUGACUUCAGCGUCCCUGAACUACAGAGACAAUACAUAUCUAAAUUCCUGCCACCGUCCUUGGCAUCGAUUCUUUCUGGCGAAGAAUUCCAGUUACGCAUGUGGAAAUGGUUUCGCGGGAGGCAUAGAUUUACGGCGUCAGUGAUUUCCCAGCUGCUAUUCAACGAUUUCCAGAGCCCUCAUCGCCUCCUUGACUAUCUUGUCUGGUUAUCUACCGGUUACGAACCACGCGAUGGCGAAGUCUAUAGCCAUGCAGAAGAAUACAGGGACUUUAGGCGUCCUUACAUGCCUAUGGAAAUGCCAGACCCACGAUAUUGUAAGUCUACCAAUUUGCUUUCAUCGAUGUUGACUUCACUGUGCCAGAUCCCUCUGUUAAGGCAGCCGUCCAUGACGCUCUUAUCCACUGCACUGCCUCGUUACUCUUGAUCAUCGUCUGAUCUUUGGGAUUGAUCAAAUUUUGACGCCGUUUCCCGAGGUGUCGGUCGGUUUGUUGAUCCCAACAUGGGACAGAUUGUCAUUGACGAGCCUCUCUGCCUUGUGACAUGUGCCAUGUGCUCGGUGGUU